Messenger RNA from Penicillium paradoxum, 935 nucleotides. RefSeq names its product proteasome core particle subunit alpha 7. The coding region runs from base 54 to 935 and encodes 293 amino acids. Lineage: Eukaryota; Fungi; Ascomycota; Eurotiomycetes; Eurotiales; Aspergillaceae. The record is from RefSeq and is a predicted model, not a curated record. Gene Ontology annotation, cellular component: proteasome core complex; nucleus; proteasome core complex, alpha-subunit complex. The transcript is spliced from 5 exons. Gene Ontology annotation, biological process: ubiquitin-dependent protein catabolic process.
CCCACGGUGACUGUUGUUCUUGAACCUCACCGAAUCGCAUUCUCACCAAAAUCAUGACGUCAAUCGGCACAGGCUACGAUCUCUCCAACUCGGUGUUCUCGCCAGACGGCCGGAAUUUCCAGGUCGAAUAUGCCGUCAAGGCAGUUGAGAACGGAGGCACCGCCGUCGGCAUCAGAUGCAAGGAUGGUGUAGUGUUGGCAGUGGAGAAGAUCAUCACGAGCAAGCUUCUAAAGCCCGGUGCCAACAAGAGAAUCGCGUCAGUCGACCGCCAUGUCGGAAUUGUAUCUGCUGGACUUGUUCCCGAUGGCCGUCACUUCGUUUCCAGAGCCAGAGAUGAAGCUUCCUCGUGGAGAAGCACAUACAAAGGACCCAUUCCUACCAACGCGCUCGCCAAUCGGUUGGGUAGCUACGUGCAGGCGUACACCCUCUACUCCAGCGUACGGCCAUUCGGUGUAACUGCUAUUGUCGGCGGGUGGGAUAGCGAGGCGGAGCUUCCAGUUGAUGGACAGGUUGGCACCGGACCCAAGUCUGGUUCCGGUGGAAAGGUCGAGGGUGCCAAGGCCGGUGGACCUGGUCUAUACAUGAUUGAGCCCAGUGGACUGUAUUGGGGAUACUACGGUGCUGCUACCGGCAAAGGACGACAGGCCGCCAAAGCCGAAUUGGAGAAACUAGACCUCAGCUCGGGCAACCUGUCUUUGGCAGAUGGUGUUAAGGAAGCCGCCCGCAUUAUCUACGUCGCUCACGAAGACAGCAAGGAUAAGGACUUUGAGCUCGAGAUGACGUGGAUCAGCUCAGUCGAUGGGCCGACCAAGGGCCGUCACGAGGAGGUGCCCAAGGAGCUCCUCGAAGAGGCAGAGAAAGCAGCAAAGCGAGCUCUGGAAGGUGACGACGAAGAAGAGGAAGACAAGGCCCAAGGCGAACAGAUGGAAGAGUGA